Messenger RNA from Penicillium taxi, 411 nucleotides. Its product is annotated as putative eukaryotic translation initiation factor eIF1a-like protein. Gene Ontology annotation, biological process: translational initiation. The coding region runs from base 1 to 411 and encodes 136 amino acids. NCBI's taxonomy places the organism in Eukaryota, Fungi, Ascomycota, Eurotiomycetes, Eurotiales, Aspergillaceae. Gene Ontology annotation, cellular component: nucleus. The record is from RefSeq and is a predicted model, not a curated record. The transcript has 2 exons. Gene Ontology annotation, molecular function: translation initiation factor activity; RNA binding.
AUGGGUCCUCCUCGUCGGAAAAUGCUGGCAACAGCCCAAGAGACUCUCACCCCACCGGCCGAGCUGACCGAAACCCAGCUGAUCGCGCGAGCAAUCAAGGCUACUGGCAACAAUAUCUACUUGAUUGAAUUGUCCAACAAAACUCAGAUGCUGGUCGAACUACCAGCGCGCUUUCGUUCGACCAUCUGGAUCAAGCGUGGAUCAUACAUUGUGAUCGACACCAAGGCUUCUGAUGAGCGAGAAAAUAAAAUUGGCGGAGAAAUUAUCAACGUUGUGCUCGAUGAAAAGGCUUGGAAGAAAGCUUCCUUCUGGCCGAAGGAAUUCGUCAAGCAGCCAGUCGCUGCCGCCGACUCUGACUCUGAAGAAGAAUCCCGGGUAGGCAAAAUGCCUUCCUCUGACGAGUCCGAGUGA